GUUUGUCUGUGACACAAUUUGAAUUAACAAAAACGACAAUAUGGCAGCCGCACUUAAUAUUAUACGCCAGAGCUUAUUUGCUGGCAGCCCAAGAUUUACAGAAAAUGAUUUACCCGAUCUUAAGGGCAAAGUAAUUGCUAUCACAGGGUCAAACACUGGCGUUGGGAAAGAAAUUGCCAAGAUGGUCUACAGCAAGAAUGCAAAGGUCUACUUGUUCGCACGUACAGCAACAAAAAAUGAAAGGGCUCGUGACGAGAUCAAAGCUGCCUUCCCAGAGUCACGAGGCGAAUUGAUAUGCAUUCAACUCGAUCUCGCCGACCUCGAUAGUGUUAAAGCAGCGGCUGCAGAGUUCGUCAACAGGGAAGAUAAGCUUCACGUUCUUUUUAACAAUGCAGGCGUUGGCUUCCCUGAGUACUGCUCCAAGACCAAACAAGGAUACGAACUCCAAUUAGGAGUCAACUGUCUCGGUAGCUUUGCUCUGACCGAGAGAUUGACACCGGUAUUGGUCGAUACUGCAAAGACAUCUUCACCAGGGACUGUUCGCGUGGUUUGGGCAUCGUCAACUGCUGCCUUCUGGACUUCCACGAAGAAGUACAUAGAACGAGUCAAAACCACCAACAAGCAGAGCUUAUUUCAGCAAUAUGCGAUUAGUAAGCUUGGAAACUACUACCAUGCCACAGAAUAUGCUGCACGCUAUAAAAACGAUGGUAUCAUCUCUGUGCCGCUCAACCCCGGCAAUCUUGACUCGGAGCUUUGGCGCACCCAGGGUAAAAUUCUGACUUGGAUUCUUCGAAAAACUGUUUUCUAUCCUCCGCGCUACGGCGGGUACGUUAAUAUUUUUGCCGGUUUCUCUCCUGAAGUGACUCUCGAGAACUCGGGCAGAUUCAUUUCACCGUGGGGAAGGUUAUGGCAUGCACUUCCAGCUAUGGUAAAAGGAUCAAAGACAGAGGCUGAAGGGGGAACUGGCCAUGCGAAACGGUUCUGGGAGUGGACUGAGGAACAAGUCUCACAAAAUGCGACUGCCAAAGAGCCCCUUGGGUAGUGGUUGUCGAAGAGGGCAAACAUAAGGUAAUUUGUUAUUUUUUGGCAAUGAUUUCUGGCCGCCGUUGUUCAGAGUUGGUAAGACUUGAAGUUAUACUUACAUAUAUCAAGCCAAAAGCAUGAGUCAGUUUAGUUGUAUUCAGUGGAUCUCCAGUGGUUGUUUACUCUCCCUAAGGAAAUAAUGCAAUUGGCGGACUAGUGUCCCUGAUCUCAUAUAUUUCUCUGUCAUCUAUACAGACAGUCACUUACGUAGUUCACUAAGAAUUGUUUUACAAGCGAGGG
Fusarium redolens is the source of this 1323-nucleotide messenger RNA. RefSeq lists its product as uncharacterized. The coding region runs from base 41 to 1042 and encodes 333 amino acids. The record is from RefSeq and is a predicted model, not a curated record. Lineage: Eukaryota; Fungi; Ascomycota; Sordariomycetes; Hypocreales; Nectriaceae. The transcript is spliced from 3 exons.